AAGAAAGAAAACGGGAAAGAUAAAUAUGUGUAUAUAUUAAUGUACAACCAGUUAGAGCAGUCCCAUUACGGAUGGAUAUACCGAUACACACUUAAAUUUACUUUUCCUCCUCGUUCUUUUUCUCGUGUCCGUAACGAGCAGUUACGCUGCACGUGAUAUGAAUGAGGUAUAUAUAACCGAUCAACCUCGCACAUCUCUGAAGAGUCGAGUCUCUUGCUCCGUCAUAACCUAACGCAACUAACGUGGCAAUAUUUCGUCAACAAUAACUGCACAGCAUGUCGAUCGUCCGAUAAUUCUCGUUCAGAAUGGUACACCCUGACGAUACGCUCCGGAAAAAAUGCUGCAUACCCGUCGCAAGUCGCUGUUGAAAUUGUCAUUUUGCACACUGUACGUAAUCGGCAUUCUAAUAAUCGCUAAGCAAUUAUUUCGUGUCCGCAACAGUCCCCGAACUCGUGAAGAACAGUCUCCAUUCCGUCCGGGGGAUGACGAUAAUUCUCAAAGACAAAAAGAUGUGAACAUCGUAUUACGGACAUUACAAAUGGACAGAUACGAGCGACAGAUAUCAAAAUUGGAACAUAAUGUUGUAUCUGAACUUGGAGAAAAUGGAGAGCCUACUUAUUUAUAUGGAAAAGACAAGAUUCUCGGUGAAGCGGCACUUGCAAAAAAAGCGUUGAACGUCGUCCUCUCAAACAAGAUAUCAUUAACCAGAAAAUUGCCAGAUGUACGCAACCCACUAUGUAUGAAUAUUACGUACGACAAAUUAUUACCAAGUGCUAGCAUAAUAAUUAUUUUUUAUAAUGAACCAUGGAGCGUUUUAUUACGCACAGUACACAGUGUCUUGAGACGUUCUCCACCAAAGUUAUUAAAAGAAAUUAUUUUAGUAGACGACCAUAGUGAGGAAGAAGAACUUCAGGGACAAUUAAAUUAUUAUAUUUCGACGCGUUUACCUGUCAAAGUAAAACUAUUAAGAUUACCAUAUAGACAAGGACUGAUACGUGCUCGUCUUCAUGGUGCAAAAAAUGCUGUAGGUGAUGUUCUUGUCUUUCUGGAUGCGCAUUGCGAAGUUAUUAAAGACUGGUUACAACCUCUACUACAGCGAAUAAAGGAUAAUAGAAGUGCUGUAUUAAUGCCAAUAAUUGAUAACAUUUCUGAGGAGACAUUAGAAUACUUCCACGAUAACGAAGCAUUUUUCUUUCAAGUUGGUGGUUUUACAUGGUCGGGACAUUUUACGUGGAUAAAUAUUCAGAAAAGCGAAAUUGAAUCGCGUGUUUCUCCCAUAUCACCAACUAGGUCUCCUACCAUGGCAGGCGGUCUAUUUGCUAUUAAUAAAAAAUAUUUUUGGGAAAUUGGUAGUUAUGAUGAUGAGAUGGAUGGUUGGGGAGGUGAAAACUUGGAGAUGUCUUUCAGAAUUUGGCAAUGCGGUGGUACAUUAGAAAUCAUUCCUUGUUCCCGAGUUGGCCAUAUAUUUCGAAAUUUCCAUCCAUACAAAUUUCCAAAUGAUAAAGAUACUCAUGGAAUAAAUACUGCUCGUUUAGCAUUUGUAUGGAUGGACGAAUAUAAAAGAUUAUUUUUACUUCAUCGUAGCGAGUUCAAGGACAAUCCGAAACUGAUUGGAGAUAUAAGCAAACGUUUGGAAUUGCGGAAGAAGCUCAAGUGUAAAAGUUUCAAAUGGUAUCUCGAUAAUAUUUAUCCAGAAAAAUUCAUCCCUGAUGAAAAUGCGAUAGCUUAUGGUCGUGUCAGAUUGCGCAAUCGACGACUAUGUUUAGACAAUCUACAACAUGAUGAAGAUAAACCGUACAAUUUAGGUUUAUAUAAUUGUCAUACUAAGUUAUAUCCAAGUCAGUUUUUUUCAUUAAGCAAAUCUGGUGAAUUACGGAGAGAAGAUAUCUGUGGGAGAAUAUUGGAUAAUGAUUCAAAAUCAUAUGCACAAAUUCAAAUGUCUGAUUGCAAUAAUGAAAAAGAUGGAAAGGAAUGGAUAUUAACAAAGGAUGGCAGAAUAAUAAACGUAGAAACUGGUCUUUGUCUUGAUGGUACUAAACUACAUAACGAUGAAAAUGUACGAGCAACUCACUGCAUUAAUACACCAGAUCAAUUUUGGAAAUUCGAUUUCUAUUCCAAUAAAGUGUUGUCUAUAUAGCAUAUCUUCUAUCAUUUGUUUAGAAGAUAUUCUGAUGUCUGUACAUUAUUAAAAAAUAAAAGUUUUUUAAUCUU
Monomorium pharaonis (pharaoh ant) is the source of this 2211-nucleotide messenger RNA. RefSeq names its product polypeptide N-acetylgalactosaminyltransferase 1. The record is from RefSeq and is a predicted model, not a curated record. Gene Ontology annotation, cellular component: Golgi apparatus. Bases 338 to 2137 code for a protein of 599 amino acids. The transcript is spliced from 10 exons. NCBI's taxonomy places the organism in Eukaryota, Metazoa, Arthropoda, Insecta, Hymenoptera, Formicidae.